This is a messenger RNA of Bradysia coprophila, 2451 nucleotides long. Its product is annotated as protein tudor-like. The record is from RefSeq and is a predicted model, not a curated record. Lineage: Eukaryota; Metazoa; Arthropoda; Insecta; Diptera; Sciaridae.
UGGUAGUUCUAGGUUCUAUUCAUAAUUGAAACAGCCACGAGUGAGUGAAGCAUUUCAGUCGAUUGCACAAUUUCCUCCAAUUUUUCGGUGAUCGACGUUUGGCGGUUGAUUAGUUGUGUGAAAAGAACUUGGAUUUUUUUGGCAAUACGUUAAUCGUUCCAACAUGACUUCAGGCGAAGCGUUCUGGAAUCUAGUUGAGGCUCAAGUGAGAUGCACUAUUCCGACUUAUGUGAAAAAUCUGUUGAGAUUGCGUGGUUUUGACAACGCAUUAAGCGUUAAAGCGCUAACCGACGAAGACUUGAAAUCGCUCGAGACGUUCGCUCGAACGAAAAUGUGGAUGUACAUCCCGCCUGGUGCGAAUGACAAGGACUAUUACCACAUGUUCUCGUCAGACCCGGAGUCUUUCGAAAUUCUACCGGGCCAUGUCAAGAUGUUGAAGGAAAUCGCCAAACAAGUUGAUGUCAUAGCGCACGACUCAGCCACUUCGGUUUAUACCGUUUCAAGAACUAGCUCCGAAAUCAAUAACUCCAGCCAAGAAGGUGACAUUCAACUUCACCAUUCGAGUAAAGAAGAACGUGACGAUUCCAUCGUACCAUGCAAAACACAACGGGAUGACAUACCCCAAACUGGAGCGACAGUUAUCAAGGAACAGGAACCAUUUAAGGCUUUCAUUGUUGAUGGAUCGCCGGAACAGUUUUACAUACAAUUGGAGAGCAAUCAGAGCGAAUUGGAUCGAAUUGAAGUUCUGUUGAAACCUGCACCUACAUGGGCUGUCUUCAAUAAGACGCUGAUUGGCCAGAUGUGUGCAGCUCUUUUCGAUGGCAGUUACUAUCGAGGCAUUAUCUUAUCAUCGGAUGACAAAGGUGCAACCGUCCACUACAUUGACUACGGGAACAAGGCGAUUUCAACCGAUCUACGAAAGCUGCCCGACAAUGUUCAACACCUCAAACGUUUGGCCAUUCUUUGUCGUCUCGAAUCGAAGCAUGGAACAUUCAGUCCGCGGCUGAUUGAGAAAUUUGACAGUUUAUCGCGGGACGAUGUGUACGAAAUGAAAUUCGUUUCUGAGGAAUCUAAUCCGGCAGUCGUGCAGCUGUUCGUCGAUGGCGUAUUUUUUGCGGAAAAUGAGGAAACAACAAAAUCUCUAAGUGUUCCGGCACCCAAUAGUUUUGACAAACAGUUCGACGACAUCGAGGAAUCGAAUAGAAAACUCGAUGAAAUUCUCAACGAAAUGAGUGAGUUGGUGGCGAAAAGUCUGCCUUCAACCCAUCAAGACGAAACACCAUCCACGACAUAUGAAAUGCCUAAAUUCGCUUGUCCAACAUCUCUGAAAGGUGGGGAUUUCGUUGUAAUCCGUUAUGUGGAAUCACCAACACUAUUCUCUGUGCAGCUAACCACAAGCAUUGCCGAAUACGACGCCAUGAUGGAUAGACUAUGUAAUUACUGUACGACUGCACCAGCAAUUCUCAAGCCCCAAAUCGGUAUGGCUUGUGCAGCUUCGUAUAAGAACGAUUCGGAAUGGUAUCGGGCUGAAAUCCUGAACAUCGGCAGAAAGGACGCAUUGACCAGAUUCGUUGAUUAUGGCAUCGAACUGAGGAUUGAGAUCAAUAAGUUGAAGGAAAUUGGCAACGAAUUUCUGCUGAUGCCGAAGCAAGCGAUACCCUGCUGCAUACUCGGCUUCGAGUCACUCAAAGCAGUCAGGACGGUUAAAGACUUAUUCGAAUUUUUGGCGGAGCAAUCAAAUGGUGAUCGACGUAAAUUUCAAGUGAGCAGAUUCGGAACUAUUAAUGGCACCACGUUGGUCAAUUUGGUUGACGUAGAAGAAAGCCCAGUCUUGGAUUUGUCAUUCCGUUUGUUGCAAUUAAGCUUGCCGCUGUCGAAGUUCCGUGAACAGCAAGUUGUGCAUCGUAGACACGUAGAUACCACUCAGGUGGAUAAAUCAUGGUCAAGCUCGAUGAAUGGUCACUUACAACGAAUUGCUAACGGACAACUCGCCCAUCAAUUACGUUGGCUAAUCUCGCAUAUACAGAUUAACAACAUCAGAUGGAUGUCUUUACUGUGGGAAAGUUUUGAAAUUUCGAAUCAUGUCAUCAAAAAUCAUGGAGAAUAUAUGGUACCAAGCCCAUUAAGGUUACCAGCUGCACGCGCACCUAAACUCAAGAACGACAGCGCGCAAAUGCAAAUGAUUUUGAAUCAUUUGGGUGUACGACAUAGCUCCGGCGAAAGGACAACAUCGGACCACAGAUUGUAAGAUGGUGGAUACAUUCGAAAUUUAAAAUGCACGUUGGAUGUGCUCGUUUCAAGAUAUUUUAAAUAUUUUUAAAAAACAAUUUUUUCUACUCUUUAUAACUGAUUUGUUAUAAAAACGCAUUGCGCCGUAUUUUUUUCUUAUGCACAACUAUGAAUUUUAUGCAUGCAUAUCAGAGCAAAAAGUGUUAAUUUUUUUUCUGGCAA